AACAAGCUCGAACGCUUCCGGUUUCUCUCCUUCCGUGAUUUCAGACAUAAUGCGCCACAGGAGAAACUCUGAGUAAAGGAAAGCUGAAUAUUACAGAAACAUGGCAUCAACACUUACAGGGAAAAUGCGGAGGAGCAGCAGAGAGAUUAUACCUCCACAAAUGUCAGAUGUAUUGCAUAUUGUGCUGUUGGGCAAAACUGGAGCAGGAAAGAGUGCUUCAGGAAACACCAUCCUGGGUGGAGAUAGAAAAACAUUUGAAGAAGGUUUUUCCCCUGAAUCUGUGACCAGAAUCUGUCAGAAAGCACAUACAGAAAUAGAUGGUCAAAAUAUCAAUGUGAUCGACACCAUUGGACUCUCUGAUAAUUCAGAGAAUAUUACAGAUUUCAGAUCCAAAAUAGAGCAGAUAUUUGAUUGUACACGUGAUGGUCUUGAUGUGAUUUUGCUUGUUAUCAAAUUGGGCGAGAGAUACAUAGAGGAGGACAGAAACAUUGUGAAAUGGAUCAAAGAGAACUUUGGAGAAAAGGCCUCAAAACACACAAUAGUGCUCUUUACUCAUGGAGAUCAAUUACAGGUGCCAGUGGAAGAAUAUUUGAGUAAAUAUGAACCUCUGAGGUCAGUAGUUGAUCAGUGUUCAGGAGGAUAUCAUGUUUUUAAUAACAAAGAUAAAGAUCGAGUUCAAGUCACUGAACUUCUGAAAAAGAUUGAUUCACUGAAGAUGAUGAAUGGAAGCAGGAGAUACACUGAACAGGACUAUAAGGAGAAUAAAUAUAAAAUCCUACAUGAAGAGUAUCAUAUAGGAGCAGCUGGAGGAGGAGCUGGAGGAGGUGUGGGAGCAGGAGGAGGAGGGGGUGUGGGAGCAGGAGGAGCAGCAGCAGGAGGAGGAGCUGGAGGAGGUGUGGGAGCAGGAGGAGGAGGGGCAGGAGGAGGAGCUGGAGGAGGUGUGGGAGCAGGAGGAGGAGGGGGUGUGGGAGCAGGAGGAGGGGGGGGGAGCAGGAGGAGGAGGAGGGGGUGUGGGAGCAGGAAGAGCGGCAGCAUUAGGAGAUUGCUCUAA
Messenger RNA from Xyrauchen texanus (razorback sucker), 1051 nucleotides. RefSeq names its product GTPase IMAP family member 8-like. The coding region runs from base 101 to 1051 and encodes 316 amino acids. The record is from RefSeq and is a predicted model, not a curated record. The transcript is spliced from 5 exons. Gene Ontology annotation, molecular function: GTP binding. Lineage: Eukaryota; Metazoa; Chordata; Actinopteri; Cypriniformes; Catostomidae.